Messenger RNA from Lepisosteus oculatus (spotted gar), 7238 nucleotides. RefSeq names its product sodium-driven chloride bicarbonate exchanger. Gene Ontology annotation, molecular function: monoatomic anion transmembrane transporter activity; sodium:bicarbonate symporter activity; solute:inorganic anion antiporter activity. Gene Ontology annotation, cellular component: plasma membrane; basolateral plasma membrane. Gene Ontology annotation, biological process: bicarbonate transport; transmembrane transport; monoatomic anion transport. The record is from RefSeq and is a predicted model, not a curated record. NCBI's taxonomy places the organism in Eukaryota, Metazoa, Chordata, Actinopteri, Semionotiformes, Lepisosteidae.
UUUGUUCACAACCGAGUAAUAAUGUGGGCAGUCUCUCAAGGCUGUGUACGCCAUGUGACCAUUCCGAGUUGGUUUGUGUGGAAUUGUGUCCUGCUUCACAGACACCUGAUAGGAAUACUAAAAAGAGAAAGAGUACAGGUAUACGGACAUAGAUACGAAGAUCGAAAGAGUGCACAAGGAUUCAUAAAACAUGGACAUUAAAGACCAAGGAGCCCAAAUGGAGCCUUUGCUGCCGACGGUACUUACCACUAGUGGAAACAAGAGUGUGAGAAAUGAUGAAGAAGCUGUUGUGGACAGAGGUGGAACUCGCUCCAUCCUGAAAACUCACUUUGAAAAGGAAGAAUUGGAAGGUCACCGCACAUUGUAUAUUGGUGUGCAUGUACCACUGGGAGGAAGAAAAAGCCACAGAAGACACAGGCAUCGUGGACACAAGCACAGGAAGAGAGACAGAGAGCGGGAUUCGGGUGUAGAGGAUGGCAGAGAGUCUCCAACAUAUGAUACUCCUUCCCAGCGAGUGCAGUUUAUUCUGGGCACCGAGGACGAUGAUGAGGAGCACAUUCCUCAUGACCUUUUCACAGAACUUGAUGAGAUCUGCGUGAGGGAUGGCGAGGAGGCAGAAUGGAGAGAGACAGCAAGAUGGCUGAAGUUUGAGGAGGACGUGGAGGAUGGAGGGGAGCGCUGGAGUAAGCCGUAUGUUGCUACUCUAUCACUCCACAGUCUGUUUGAGCUAAGAAGCUGCAUCCUCAAUGGCAUUGUGCUGCUGGACAUGAGAGCAAACAUGCUGGAGGAGAUUGCAGACAUGAUCUUGGAUCAGCAGGAGUCUCUGGGGCAGCUGUCUGACGAUGUGCGCAAGAAGGUGCGACACGCUCUUUUGAAGCAGCACCACCACCAGAACCAGAAGAAACUCAGUAAUCGGAUUCCCAUUGUUCGCUCAUUUGCAGAUAUUGGCAAAAAACAAUCUGAGCCCCAUUCCAUGGAUAAAAAUGGCCAGAUGUUUUCCCCACAAUCUAUGCCCACCAACACGGAGGGGAAAGGUGAUGUCAGCCGAGAAAACAGCACUGUUGAUUUUAGUAAGGUGGACCUGCACUUUAUGAAAAAGAUUCCACCCGGAGCAGAAGCUUCUAAUAUUUUGGUUGGUGAACUGGAAUUUCUUGAUCGGCCUGUGGUGGCCUUUGUACGCCUGUCACCUGCAGUUCUGCUGACAGGCCUGGCUGAAGUCCCAAUUCCAACCAGAUUCCUGUUUAUCCUUUUGGGGCCCCUUGGGAAGCUUCAACAGUACCAUGAGAUUGGCAGAUCAAUUGCAACUCUAAUGACAGAUGAGAUUUUCCACGACGUGGCUUACAAAGCAAAAGAUCGUAAUGACUUAGUUGCUGGUAUCGACGAAUUUCUUGACCAAGUGACAGUGCUGCCUCCUGGGGAGUGGGAUCCAUCCAUCAGAAUUGAGCCACCAAAAAACGUGCCCUCUCAGGAGAAACGUAAGAUGCCUGCAGUGCCUAAUGGCACAGCUGCACUUGGGGAACCUGAGGAACAUGGGGGUCACGGAGGUCCUGAGCUACAGCGCACUGGAAGGCUCUUUGGUGGUUUGAUAAUGGAUAUCAAAAGAAAAGCUCCACAUUACUUGUCUGACUACACUGAUGCCGUCAGUCUGCAGUGCUUGGCAUCAUUCCUUUUCCUGUAUUGUGCAUGCAUGUCACCUGUGAUCACAUUUGGAGGCCUGCUAGGAGAGGCAACUGAAGGCCGUAUAAGUGCAAUCGAAUCCCUCUUUGGAGCCUCAAUGACGGGAAUAGCCUAUUCUUUGUUUGCAGGGCAGCCACUCACAAUACUGGGUAGCACAGGGCCAGUCCUGGUAUUUGAAAAGAUAUUGUACAAAUUCUGCAGGGAAUAUGGAUUAUCCUACCUCUCAUUAAGAGCGUGUAUAGGACUCUGGACAGCAUUCCUGUGUAUUGUCCUUGUGGCAACAGAUGCCAGUUCCCUCGUUUGCUACAUUACUCGUUUCACUGAAGAAGCGUUCGCUGCCCUUAUCUGUAUUAUUUUUAUAUAUGAGGCCUUGGAAAAGUUAAUUCACCUUGGCGAAACCUACCCAAUCAACAUGAACAAUAACCUGGAAAAGCUCACUCAGUAUUCGUGUAUUUGUGUGGAGCCACCCGAUCCAAGUAAUGCAACCUUGACAUUUUGGGAUGAACAUAACAUUACUGCAUCUGAAAUCUACUGGGAGGGCUUGGAAGUACAUGACUGCAUAGAGAAACAUGGGGAGUUUGUGGGAAGGGCUUGCGGGCCCCAUGGCCCAUAUGUCCCUGACGUUCUCUUUUGGUCCGUUGUUCUUUUCUUCUCAACCGUAACAAUGUCCUCUUUCCUGAAGGAAUUCAAGACCAGCCGCUAUUUUCCCACUAAGGUUCGGGCGAUAAUCAGUGACUUUGCGGUGUUCCUCACCAUUCUUACUAUGGUGUUGAUUGACUAUGGCUUAGGAAUACCAUCUCCAAAACUUCAAGUUCCCAAUGAGUUCAAGCCCACCAGGGAUGAUCGAGGCUGGCUGGUUAACCCAUUGGGUCCCAAUCCAUGGUGGACCACCAUAGUGACUGUGUUCCCUGCCCUGCUGUGCACUAUUCUGAUCUUCAUGGACCAGCAGAUCACAGCAGUUAUCAUCAACAGAAAGGAACACAAACUCAAGAAAGGAUGUGGGUACCACCUGGAUCUGUUCAUGGUGGGCGUCAUGCUGGGAGUCUGCUCCAUAAUGGGAUUGCCAUGGUUUGUAGCAGCCACUGUCCUCUCCAUCUCUCAUGUGAACAGCCUCAAACUGGAGUCGGAGUGCUCUGCUCCAGGGGAGCAACCCAAAUUCCUCGGAAUCAGAGAGCAGAGGUUCACAGGGCUCAUGAUCUUUCUACUGAUGGGUUGUUCUGUCUUCAUGACCUCAGUGCUGAAGUUCAUUCCAAUGCCAGUGUUGUAUGGAGUUUUCCUUUACAUGGGAGGAUCAUCGCUGAAAGGCAUUCAGCUCUUCGAUCGUUUUAAACUUUUUGGGAUGCCACCUAAGCACCAACCUGAUUUUAUUUAUCUGCGGCAUGUCCCACUGAGGAAAGUUCAUCUGUUCACAGUCAUCCAGCUGAGCUGCCUGGUCCUGCUGUGGGUAAUAAAGACUUCACGGGCGGCCAUUGUAUUCCCCAUGAUGGUUUUAGCACUUGUGUUCAUUCGGAAGGUGUUGGAUUUCUUAUUCACAAAGAGAGAACUAAGUUGGUUGGAUGAUUUAAUGCCAGAAAGUAAGAAAAAGAAACUGGAAGAUGCUCAGGAAGAGGAAGAACAAAGUAUGCUGGGAGAGGAAGAGGGAAUAGUACACUUGCCUUUGGAAGGAAAUUACAAGGAUGAUCCUUCAACAGUUAACAUAUCUGAUGAAAUGGCGAAAACUUCAGUUUGGAAGACCCUCACCAUGAAUACGGAAAACUCCAAAAAAGAUUCCUGCAUACCCUCAAAAAGCUUUUCCAAUAGCAGCGACAGAAGACGAGAGAAGAGGGUCGAUUUGGAGAGGAACAUUGACAGGGAGACAUGUCUAUGACUUUUCCUUGGUUACUGUGCUUUUAAAAAAUGAAAAAAGUGUGCCACAGUAUACAAUUGUAUAGACCACUUCUGAACGUUUUGUCACGUUAAGUCUCUAUGUACAUUGUGUAAAACUGUUUUCUUCUUAAUGCCUCUAAAUCUGUACCUUUCUUACAAAAACCAUACAAGCAACAUGUUUCUUUUUCUUGUGUAUGUAAAUGUAAAGUAAAACCAACACUGCAACAGAUGUACAAGUGCAGGGAAAAAAGCUUUUCUGUGAUGGAUUUAGAUGUUACAAGGUUUUUAAAUUUAUUCUUCUUUGAAACUAAAUAGUAUGUAUUUUGUAUGUUUUGUAUUUAUUUUUUUUCUAAAGAUGAUAAUACAAAUCAUUCUCCUGUAUUGUUUAAAAAGUCUUGAUUUUCAACCAUAAAAAUGGAGUAAUUAAAAUUACGAAAGCAUACUGUAAAUAGGGGAAAUUGAAGGAAAGCAAUUUGCAAUCAUCCAAUUAAAUUACAGCCGAUUGAAAGUUUUAAGCAUGUGUCAUCUAACAUAAAUGAAACCUAAUAAUAGAUGUUCACAUUACAUUAAAUAAAUGAUAAAUAUAAUUGAUCUUCAAAUAUACAGUGAUGAAAAUGUUCUAGAAAAUUAUACUAUUUAUCAUUUUGUGUAAAUGGGACUAUAAGGUGUUUAUAAUGCAAUAAUAUAAUGACAGGUUAGAUAGGUUAACCAUAUUUGUACAUUUCAUAGUUUCACAUCUUGUACUCCCAUCUAGAGUGACUGUGUUAAUUUAUAACAUCCUAGAUGAAAAACAGUACGACGGAUGGUACAUUUAUUAUUUUAAAUCAUGCUUUCAUUUAUUUCAAUGCACCAAAAAUGGUAAUACCUUUAAACUUAAUAGUCUGCUGUGCUUUGAUUUGUGCAAAGUGCACAAAACUGUCUGAAAUUCAUCACCAUCUCAUGGAUGUAUAUGGAUCCUAUUCCAUCUUAUGGAAAAUGUGCAGGGGUAGGGCAGUGUCUUCAAUAACUGCAGGAUAUACUGAACUUUCUAGAUGUUUUAAAUGUUUUUUCAAGCUUUACUUUUUCUUUCUUGAAGUAGACAUGUUCUUUGAGUACUGAUUGCUGGUAUAAUCAAGCAAGACUUUUUUCUCUAAUAACAUAGUAAUUGUUUUGGCAGGUACUGUUAAAAACCUGCAAAGAACUAACCCUCCAAGAUUAAAUUGUAGUGACUCCUGCAUACAGGUACCUCUGUUGGUAUUCGAGUAAAGGGACUGUUCAGGGUUUUUACUCUAUGAAGACUCGGCUGUCACACCAGUAUUAUUUUGAAACAUAAUCAUGGUUUCUCAGCAAAUCACAUAUGCAGUUUAUGAAUCUUAUAAAAAUGAAAUUUAAGGAGUAUGAUUUUGUUGUGUACAUCUCUAAAUUUUCCUAUGUCAUUUAUCAGCACAUGAAUGUUAACAUUUAUGUGUCUGCAUUUGUCUUGGUAGGAAGUGUGAGGAAUAUUUGUUUAUAUAUACAGUAUUUUUUGAGCUAAGACUGAACUCUUAAAACUGAUCAUGUUGUUUAUUUUGAAACAGGAAAUUAUAUGAAUAGCUGUUCAUUUCAGAUCUUUGACAUUUUAUAACAAAUAAAGCCAAAAGCUCCAACAAAAUAUGUUGUUUUUUAGAGUUAAUAGGGUAAAUAUUUUGGAAAAAAAGUUCACAACAAAUUAAAAUACAAAAAAAUAAAGAAAAAUAUGACUCUUUGGCUUAAUCAGUUACAAUGGCAUUAUUGUGUUACUUUAUUUUUUAAAAGAAGCCAGUUUUUACUAUUUAGUUAUUGAACCAAAACUAUAAGAAACCUACACUUUUAGUAAUUCACCUAUGAAGCUUAUAUUGAUUAAAAAAUUAAUAGAAGUGUUGGGAAAUCUUUGGUCUACAUGCAGUAGGAAGAUUUCAGUUAAUAUAUUUUAAAAAAUUCAUGUAUGAUGUCAACAGCUGGUGUAUUCCAUGUACUUCUUAAUCAUAAAUGGAUUUGAAUCCUGCUGUUUUUAGGAAGAAUCUCCUGCUACUGAAAAAUGCUAAGGCCAUUAGAAGAGAUUAAUACAAUUCAGUUUUUGACUAGUUGUAUGCCUAUUAUUUGGCAAGCAAAAGGCUCAGAUUUGCACACUCAAUAAAUAAUUGUUUUAAACAAAAAUUUAAAUAUAUUCUUCCUGUUUAGUUGUCUAAUCAAUCUAUAGAUUUGUUUGUGUUCUUGUACUUGAGGCACAAUCACAAGAUGGCAGAUUCAUCUCCAUAGCAAUAAGAUCAUUUGAAGGUAUUCAUGGAAAAAUAAUCCUAUUGAUGAUAAUAAAAACAAUAUUUAAUUUCUACAAUCUAUAUAUUAACUGAUCAAUAAACAGAAUUCAAGUGUUUACUGUGAUGUCUCAUCACUCCCGACAUACUUAGCAAGUAUAUUUUAUUCUGCUUUCAGAGAAUUAUAUGAAUGGUUAUAAUAACCUUGCAGUUUUUUCGAAAUAUUAUGGCUUUCAUUCAGCUGUAUUUCAGAUGACUACUUUGCGGAACUUGGAGUCAAGCCGAGCUAAAUCGUUACAUUUUGUACAUCCUUCACUAAAUUGCAAGGGCUAAAAGUAGCUAAUAUACAGGGUCUACAGGUAAAAUGUUUUGAAUUUGGAAACAUACAUUAUUUCCAAUAAAGUACAAAUUUUUAAAUUUACUUGAAUAAUUAGGCAGAUAACCAGCUUAUUUUAAAUUUCAUUUUACAAUGUCAAUGCUUUGUGCUGAAGAACUGCUUGCAGCCAUUCCCAGAGGCUUGGAUUAUGUCAGUUUUUCAAGGAGAUGCUAUCACAUACAGAUGCCUCUUUCAAAUUGAAAAAGACUCUGUUUUCAAUGUUUUAUCCAGUGAUUAUAACUUAUUGUGCUUUCAUUAUGCUGUUCAUUAGUAGUGCUGUUUCAUCAGAGAUAUUAGACAGGCAUCUGAAGGAUUUGUAUAUUUUUUUAUGUGAAUAAUUUCUCUAAUCUGUUACUUUUAAAGUACUGUGUGAACUAACCAUGAUACUCUUAACUAGUUAAUCACAGCUUUCUGUGAAAAUGGGCUGAAUGGUUAUGGUACCAUUCUGCAUUAAUACAAAAUCCUCAGAACUGUAGUGGCACUAAUUAUAAGACUAAUCUAAGAAGUUUAAAAUGCCAUGUAUACGUUACUGUAUAUAAAAUAGCCCAUUUCAUGAGAAUAACCCCAGAUUUGAUCACAGUAACUUUGAAACUUUGAAUGGGACAUUGUCCUUUAAAAAGAAUUAUACUUAACUGUUAAAGCCAUGAUUUAAGAUAAGAUCACUUUAUUGGUCAUAUACAAUCUCUUGUAUUAGGAAUUUGUCUUUUUGCAUACCCCAACUUGCUCUCCAUGAGACACACAGACAGGGAGAGAAGCUCAGGCAAUGCUUAAAGAAGCUGCUUAUAUGAAAUGUCUUUGUUACAGGAGUCAAAAUGAUUUAGGAAAAGAUGCAAUAGUUCUUUUAUUAGUAGGACAAUAUUCAGAGAAUUUUUGUUGUAUUAACUGAGAAAAAUAGAUUUCUAGAAUUUCUUUGUAUAAUGAAAAAUGAUAUAAUCAGAUGUUUUCUUUUUCAAAUAUGAUAGAUUACACCUUGAUCAUAUUUUUCCUGAGAAAUCUCUUUAAAUGUAUUUAACUUUCAUGUUUUCACAAGUAUGAGUCAAUAAAAUACACUGUAUAUUGAAAAUCAA